AUGAGUCAUUAAGGAGUACUGUCAACAAAGCAAUAAGAUGCAGCUUUCUUGAAAAUACUUAAAAAGUAAUGCAACUCGAUCUGUGCAGAUUGUUCAUCAAAGUCUCCUACUUGGGCGUCUUUGGAUUUCGGAGUUUUUGUAUGCUAUAAUUGCUCAGGUAUUUUCAAUAUUAUAUUCUUUUAGGAUAACACAGAGCCCUAGGUUAAAAUAUAACUAGAGUCAGAUCAACUAAAUUAGAUUGUUGGACUCAAGAAAAUGUUGAUAUGAUGGAUGCCUUGGGAAACGAUCAGAAUGAGUAUAUUAAUAAGAAUAAAUAUAGGUAUUGGGAAAACAGAUUGCAAAAGAAUAAUAAGAUUUAACCUUCUGCCACUCCAGAGGAAAUCAAAUUCUUUGUUUAGGAAAAGUAUGUAAGGAGAACUUGGGUAAAGUAGGGACUAGCUGAUCCAAAAACCAGAUAUACCUAAUGUCUAAUGAGUGGAGUACCUUUUAGAGUUGCAAAAACCAACACAUUUUUUAGUGAAAAUGGGAGUCAAGGUCAACAGGUAAAAGAUGAUAUGAAGCAAUUUCUUUCUACUUAACAAUAAGGAAUUCAAAGAAAUAAUAGGCAAUUUAGUAUAGACUCAAAAUCAACAUAAAAAGAUGCUAAUCUAAUCUCACCAGAUAAGGGAACUCAAUUUGAUUGGAAUUCAUUUAAUCAUUUUUCCACUGUUUCAGGGGUACCCAACAAUCAUUCAUAUUAAACCAACCAAUUGUCAAUAUUUCCUAAAAAGCAAUAAUUGAAUGAAGAUUAAUCUCCCACUUUUAAACCAAAAAAUAAUAACUUAAAUGAAUUUGAUUUAUUAACCCAUUCAACCUUAGCUGAUAAUUCAUAAUUCAUGGCUCACAACAAAGCACAUCAACCACCAUCAUAAUAAUAAACUCAUUAACAUUUCAAUAGUCACAAUCCAUAAAAUAAUACUGUAAAUUAAUAAUCGUGGGAAUAGGCUUAAAAACAGGCUCAAGUGCAAUAGUAAUAGCAAGUGAGUUAGUAAAUGAAUUACUAAUACCAACAAAACUAAGGAAUAAACCCUACAAUUAAUGGUUUCGGAACUAAUAAUUAAUAAUAGGGCUGGGGAUCAUAACCUAUAUAGUAGACUUAAUAAGUAUAGUAAUAGCCACCAUUGCAGUAUAAUUAAACAAGUAGCAAGCCUCCACUUCCAGGAAAAUAAAACGGUUAAAAUAAUUAUUAAACAACAAAUUUUGCUUAUUAAUAAUAACCUUAAGUCUAAUAAUAAGUAGCUAAUCAAAUUAAUUUUUAAACAAAUUAGUAAUAAACUUAGGUAUAGCAAUAAUAAUCUGCGAAUAAAUAGUAAUCUGCAAAUUAUUAAUAAUAAUAAUAAUAAUAAUAAUAUCAAAAUACUAAUCAAAAUUACUAAAAUAAUAUAUAAAGUUUCGGAUUUGACAAUUAAACUAAUAAUGCUGCUAAUAAUAAUUAGUAGAUAUAUUAAGGUUUUAAUAAUUUCUCCUUUUAAACAAAUCAAAAUAAUAAUAAUAAUACUAAUAAUAAUAACACUAAUUUUUAUAAUAACUAAUAAUUCAAUAGUUUUGAUGCAACAAACUAAUUUUAAAAUUAAAAAUACUAAAAUAAUCCAUUUGCAAAAGAUGUAUCAGACAUAAGGAACCUUUAUAAUACUCAAUAGCCGAGCAAGUAUGAUUAAUUGAGAAACAAUCCUUUUGUUUGA
Molecule: messenger RNA, 1721 nt
Organism: Paramecium octaurelia
Lineage: Eukaryota; Ciliophora; Oligohymenophorea; Peniculida; Parameciidae
Source: the annotation of a GenBank genome assembly